This is a messenger RNA of Rotaria socialis, 3375 nucleotides long. The record is from the annotation of a GenBank genome assembly. NCBI's taxonomy places the organism in Eukaryota, Metazoa, Rotifera, Eurotatoria, Philodinida, Philodinidae.
AUGAUGUUGGUGCGAACAAUUUUUCUUCUAUUGGUAUUAACAACUGCAAUCUCAUCGAAUGCAUUCUAUGGAAAGUGGAAGAACAAAUUGAAAACCUUAAAAACAAAAACUAAUGAUAAAAUUAUUGACAAAAUACAAGGAAAAUCGCAAUGUCCAACUACUUGGCAAUAUUUUGCUGCAUCUUGCUAUUGGAAAUUUCCGAGAAAACAUUCAUGGUCUGACGCACGAAACGAAUGUGCUCGAUUUCGAGCUGAUCUUGUUGUUAUUGACAAUGAUAAUGAAUUUGAUUAUAUUGCAAAAAAUAUUACUGAUUUAAGAGAAGAUUUCUAUGUUGGAUUUCAUUAUUUUAAUGAUUCAUGGUCAUGGAUCAAUGGUCAAGCUCUAUCGGAUUACACGUAUUAUACAGAAGAAGAUCUAUGUGAAGAUCGAUUACCCAUUGAGCCCCGUCAUCGAUCAUGUGGAAUUCUUGAUCGUGCACGUCGAGGGCGACUAUGCAUGAAUGUCGAUGUGUGCGAUCGAAAAUUAAAUUUUAUUUGCGAAAAAGUCGUGGACCGGUGCAGUUCAUUGCAUGAUACAUGUGGUAAACAUGGCCGAUGUAUAAAUACAGACGAUGGGCAAUUUCGUUGUGAUUGCCAUUUUCUAUUCGGCGGAGAUCAGUGUAGAUCGAUAAGCCGUGAAGGUGGCCAAGUUCUUAUGGCAGCAAUAUUUGUUUUUACUGCAUGCAUUACGCCAAUGCUUUUUCGAUCAAUAUUUAGAAUGUUAAAAAGAAAAUUAAAUCGGACAUCGACAAUAUAUGGUAAACUUCAUUCUUUAAACAACAGUGAACAUUUACUCUCCAAACAUAAAGUCAAACAAGAAAAAGAAAUUGAUGGUUUAUUAAAACUUCUAUUCAGUAUUCAAUAUUCAAACAUUUGUAAUUCCUCGACAUUCAUUAUUAUAUUCAGUACACUUUUAUUAACAAGUUUUUGCUUAUUAACAAUUCCAUUUAUACAAUAUCGUUUUUCAUUUUCAUCUCUAUUCAAUCAUACCAAUGUAACAUUAACCUAUAAGAUAAAUUCAACAUUGCAUCUUCUACAUACUUGUCGUAAUUUUGAUAAUUAUACCUGGAAAAAUUUUGUUUCAUUACCAUCAGCUCUUAUCGUUACCUUAAUUUGUUCGUUUUUAAAAAAGCGUGAUACUCUUUGUUUACGAUUUUGUAAUGGACGGCCAGCAUUACCAAUGCCAUUGAAUAUAUUCGAUAAACGACAACGUCAUGUUAUUGCAGCUAUAUUUGGUAUUUCAGCGAAUGAAGUUUUGAAAAUUCUCGAAGAACUUUUAAUUCGCUUUAAUGCAAAGCAAGUUACAAAUGAUAAAGGAAUUAUUAUUGAAUUAUUGCAACAUAUUGGUGACGUAUUACUGAUUGGGAUGAGAUAUUUUCCUUUAUUAAUCAGUGUCAAUACUGCACAUCCGAUAUCCUAUGCACUUGGAUUAAUCUAUACAUUUAUCGAUGGUACAUAUACAUUAAUACAUACUAGUUAUUGUUCGCGUUUUUCAUUAUUUCGCUUUGAUCGAACGUUAAUUUUACAAUCAUCAGCAACAAAUGAAAUAAUUCAAUCCGAUACGAUUUAUGUUAUGCUAAGAAAUUUACCGCAUUUUACAUUGGUUUCAUUUGUAUUUGUGAAAUUUUUCUAUCUACUAAUUCAACAAUUGAAAUGUCGUUGUUGUCAACAAGCAGCAAUGAUGACGAAUCAUAAUCACAAUGAAAAAGUUCAUCAAGUAUCAUUGGUUUCAUCGGUACUUUCACUUGAUUUAUUACUACCGGAUUAUCAAACAAAACCAGAAUUUUAUUAUACACAAGGUUUAUUAAAAAGUAAAGAAUCAUCGGACAUGUAUUAUAACAAUGCAUUAACACGUCCGUUUGCCAAAAUCUAUCGUUGGCAUCGUUAUUUUACAUUUUCAAUACAAAUUCUAUGUACAUACACUGUUGUACUUGUUGUUAUUUAUAAUCUGACAUAUUUGUUAACCUUCUAUGGUAUACAUACAAUAAAAAAUCAGCUUGAUCGUGUGCAUUUUAUACUACUUAGCCAAUUGAAUUGGAAUAUUGAAUGGGGUACAUCGUUUAUCAAUGAUAUAUAUCUUUGUUCAAUACUAUCUGUGAUUAUCUAUUGCACACAAAUCUUUAAUGGUUUAAUUAAAAUUCAGCAGCAUUUAAUAUCAGCGUAUGCUGGUAAAUAUAUUGAUAUACCCCCGAGACAUAAUUUUUCAAAUAAUGAAUUAAUAUCAAAAUGUUUACAUUUUUCUGGAUAUCUGUGUGGUUAUACAGCAUGGGGUUUUAUUAUAUUUUAUAAAAUAUCGUUUGUGUUUUGCCUUUUACUUCGUCUUUGGAUCCGAUAUGAUUCACGAUGGUUUCAACAUAUAUUGGCGUUAUGUUUACCGAUUGUUUUAGUUUACUUGUUAAAACAUAUACUCGUGUCAUUACUAUCGGAAUUUGUUUUCUUACAAAAUUUCGGUCGAACACCAUCAUUGAACAAUCGUCGAAUCUAUUUUAUAUUUAAUUAUUUUAAUUUCUUUUUCGAUUGUUUUCUUGGCAUUUUAUCAUGUUAUAUAAGAGUAUCAAAAGCACUUUUAGCAUCACUUUUAUUUAUGGGACGAUUGGAUUAUUCAUUUAUGGGAAGAAAUCUAGAAAGACUCGAUCAAGGUUAUGCAACUUAUGUCACUUUUAUUCAUAUGGAAAUUAUUCAUGGACAUCCUAUUUUGGUAACUUUCUGUGAUAUGGUUUGGCAUGAUAUUGAACGUAAACGUCAUAUAAUACAUCAACAUUCAAAAAAUAACAAAAUUAUUUAUGAUAGUAUUACACAAACUAAAGUACAUUCAACCCGCUUUAAAUGGCAUCUUUUUUAUACUUUGAUUCGCAAUGAAUACUUGAAAUUUUUACGUAAACAUGCAUUAUUAGUUGUCGCCAAUAGUACAGGCAUUAUUUCUUCCACAACAGCUGUAGCUGUUGUUCUAGGAAGAAUUCCGUCAAACGAAAAAUCUAUUCACAAUGAACAAAAUUCAUCUAUUCUGUUGUACGAUCGUCCAAUAAUGCGGCAGCCACCAAUCCCAGCUAAACGAUCCGGUUAUCGAUAUAAUUUUGAUUAUGAACAAACAAGUGAUCUUCGUUUUAUCUAUCAACAAUUGAAAUCUUUAACGACUAACGUUUCUCAAUUGAAGAAUAAUAAUCACAAUCUCCAACAAGAUGAACUAUCAAAACAAGAACAUCAUCAUCACCACGAACAAAUCUAUUUACCGCCAAAUCAAUCCAUAAUAAAAAAACAAUCUCAAGUAACUUGUACAUUUCCUGAUGAGUAUUCAUCAUCAAAAUUUCAUCACACGCCGACAAUACAGCGACGAUAG